AGAGCAAUCACCUCACAGACUUGUACCGAAAAGAAGAGACCAUCAGCGUGGCAGGGAACGGCUGCAUCCACAGUCCUCGCUUCCCCAGCAGUUACCCCAGGAACCUCCUUCUGACAUGGCGGCUCCACUCCCCUGAGAGCACCAGGAUCCAGCUGGCUUUUGAUAAUCAGUUUGGUCUGGAGGAGCCUGAAAAUGAUAUCUGCAGGUAUGACUUUGUGGAAGUGGAAGAUGUAUCAGAGACCAGCACAGUUAUACGAGGACGGUGGUGUGGACACAAGGAAGUACCUCCAAGAAUAACAUCAAGAACAAAUCAGAUAAAGAUAACCUUCAAAUCUGAUGACUACUUUGUGGCUAAACCUGGAUUCAAGAUUUGCUACUCCCUUGUGGAUGAUUUCCAGCAUGCAGCUUCAGAAACCAACUGGGAGUCAGUCACAAGCUCUGUCUCAGGGGUAUCCUAUCCCUCUCCAUCAGUGACUGAUCCUACCCUCACGGCAGAAGCACUGGAUCAGACCAUUGCUGCAUUUGACACAGUGGAGGAUCUGCUCAAACACUUUAACCCGGACUCCUGGCAAGAAGAUCUUGAGAAUUUGUACACAGAGAGUGGCCACCAUUAUCGAGGCAGGAGCUACCAUGACAGGAAGUCCAAAGUUGACCUGGACAGGUUGAAUGAUGAUGUGAAACGUUACAGCUGCACUCCAAGAAAUUACUCUGUCAAUUUAAGGGAGGAACUGAAGCUGACAAAUGUUGUUUUCUUCCCCCGCUGCCUCCUUGUCCAGCGCUGUGGAGGAAACUGUGGCUGCGGGACUUCGAACUGGAAAUCCUGCAUGUGCAUGUCAGGGAAAACAGUGAAAAAAUAUCAUGAGGUGCUGAAAUUCAUCCCUGAGGCCGGCCAUCCCAGAAGAAAAGGCAGAACCAGGAACAACAUGGCCUUAGUAGAUAUACAGCUGGAUCAUCAUGAGCGUUGUGAUUGUAUCUGCAGUUCAAGACCACCCCGAUAA
This is a messenger RNA of Nestor notabilis (Kea), 998 nucleotides long. It is a transcript of the gene PDGFD, whose product is annotated as platelet derived growth factor D. The transcript is spliced from 6 exons. NCBI's taxonomy places the organism in Eukaryota, Metazoa, Chordata, Aves, Psittaciformes, Psittacidae. Gene Ontology annotation, biological process: platelet-derived growth factor receptor signaling pathway; positive regulation of phosphatidylinositol 3-kinase/protein kinase B signal transduction; positive regulation of cell population proliferation. Gene Ontology annotation, molecular function: platelet-derived growth factor receptor binding; growth factor activity. The annotation marks the transcript as partial. The record is from RefSeq and is a predicted model, not a curated record. Gene Ontology annotation, cellular component: membrane.